AUGGUUUCCCUUUGCAACUUUGAAACCUUUGAUACUGUGUCCCCUGACAAAGCAGUCAUUUGCACCGAUCAUCUUGCAGGGAUCCCUCGUCCUACUCCUGAGUUUCUCCUCUCAGUCAUGGCUCUUACCAAGUGCCUGUUGCCGGCAGUGCCUUUGGUCACCCAGGGAGUCUCAUCACCUCUGCUGCAAGAGGAGAUUAGACUGUUUUGGCAAAUGGUUGUCAAUGUGUCCGGUAAUUUAUCCUUCCUUGAUAUCUGUUACUCCACCAGCUGGGAACCAUAUGUCUUGGCCCAAUGCUUCAGGGACUUCCCCAUUAUUUUCUAUACCAGCUGUUAUGCCCAGAUGACCACAUCCCUCUUUCCAGGGAUGACAGAAUGUCUCUUCCAUGCUGUCAUGGUUUAUGACAGGUUUGUUACAAUCUCCAAUCCCCUGCAUUACACCACCAUUAUGAAUAAUGAAGUUUGCGUACAGUUGGCCUUGGGAACCUGGGCAAGUGCAUUCUUAGUAGCAGUCUUACCAUUCAUUGCAAUUCCUGCUUGUUAUUAUGGACAGAAUGCCAUCAGCCAUUUUACCUGUGAGAUCCAGGCCCCGCUGAAGCUCAUCUGCUCAGACACUCCUGUCAGUCUGAUUCUGGGUCUGGUUAUCAGUGUGUUCAUAUUGACCUUGCCUUUCACUAUCAUCCUUAUUUCCUACUUCCACAUUGUGGUUAUCGUGCUGAGGAUCCAUUCUGUAGAGGCCAGCCUCAAAUCUUUCUUCAUCUGUGGACCUUAUCUAACUGUGGUCAACAUAUUUAAUGGUAGCCAUCUACAUGUACCUGAAACCUCAAAGAAAUCUCAGGAAGAGGACAAAUUCGUCUCAAUAUUUUAUGGAGCAGUUAGUCCCAUGUUAAUUCCCCUCACUUACACCCUAAGAAACAAGGGUGUAAGAGGUACACUGAGGAAGUUAGCCAAAGGAAAUGAAAAAUCCUAA
Messenger RNA from Acinonyx jubatus (cheetah), 969 nucleotides. Its product is annotated as olfactory receptor 13H1-like. Gene Ontology annotation, biological process: G protein-coupled receptor signaling pathway. The record is from RefSeq and is a predicted model, not a curated record. Gene Ontology annotation, cellular component: membrane. The transcript is spliced from 4 exons. Gene Ontology annotation, molecular function: olfactory receptor activity. NCBI's taxonomy places the organism in Eukaryota, Metazoa, Chordata, Mammalia, Carnivora, Felidae. Bases 1 to 969 code for a protein of 322 amino acids.